AUUUUUGUCUUUGAAUGUUCUGUCCUUUUUCUCUCUCUCUCUCUCUCUCUCAAUGUUCUGUCUUUGAAUAUGCUUGCUCAAAUCUACAUAUUUGUUUUCUCUGUCUGUCUGCUUCUCUAGCAUCGAUUCAAUUUUGUGGUUGGAGCAUUCUGGGUGGUCCAUUAAAAAAAACGUUUUUUUUUUUUUUUUUUUGGGUUUUGUUCUUUCUAUGUCGACCUUGGUACUGUCAAGUGAUUUGUAAUUGUGGAAAUUGACGUUUGUUUUUGUGGAUCUCCCUGGUUCUUUCUUUAAUUUAGAAGGUCCCUCCGGUUCUUACAAGUAGUGCUCAAACAGCAAGUGUGUGUUCUUUUGAGCUUCCGUACGGUUAUGGAACUCUAGCUCGAGCCUUUAUUUGUUUCAAUCCAAAAUAUAUAAAAAGCUGGAACCUUUAUUUGUUUCAAUCCAAAAUAUGAAAAAGCUCGAAACUUUAUUUGUUUCAAUCCAAAAUAUGAAAAAGCUUGAACCUUUAUUUUCUUGGCGGCCGUCUCUGAAAGUUUUUUGUUUUUUUUGGUUACCUGAAACAAUUUCAAUUCCACUUAAUCUGGUAGUUGGUUGCUGAAGUUUAUUACUUGUGAUCUUCAUUGGCGCAAAUUUGAGAUUCUGCAAAGUUAUAGAAAUAUCUAAUCUUUUUUGAUGGGGUGCAUUGUAAUUGUUGCAUCACUCUAUGUUUCAGGCACUGUUAAUCUCUCUAUGGAUGCCAAAACCUGCUCGGGAGAUGCAAUCAGCUGGCUCCCACACGAAGUUUUGGGCAAAAUUUUGUCCUUACUGCCGACAAAACAGGCUGUGUCAACAUCUGUUCUCUCGAAAAAGUGGAAUCAUAUGUACAGAUUGGCGGAUAGUCUUGAUUUUGAUGACUCCGUCUCGCUGCAUGCGGAAGAGGGUGGUAAACAAACGAGUUAUGUGUUUUCAGAUAGCUUCAAGAAAAUUGUGGAUCGAACACUGGCUUUGCAAUGUGAUUAUUCGAUCAAGAAGUUCUCACUAGCAUGCCACGUUGGCGCGGUUAAUGAAGGCCAAAAGGCUUGUGUGGGACGCUGGAUAUCUAAUGUUGUAGGACGCGGUCUCGUUGAAUUGGACUUACGCAUAAAAGAUCGGGGUAUACACUUUCUGCCUUCUCAGCUCUUCGCAAGCAAAACACUGGUUAAGCUGACACUGGGAACAAAGCUCUACCUUGGAAAGCUUCCUUCAUAUGUGUCACUUCCAUCUCUCAAGUUUCUCUUCAUCGAUACGGUUUUCUUUGAAUAUGAAGAUUUGUGUUGUGUGCUUCUCGCUGGUUGCCCGGUGCUCGAGGAGUUAUCAGUCCAUCACAAAGACAAUGCUAUCCCUCACAUCAUAUCGAGUCCGACGGUCAAGAGACUAUCAGUUCACUACAACUUUCAUAGCGAGAACGAACUGUCAUUGGACCUGCCAAAGCUAGAGUACCUUGACUACUCUGAUUUCGCCUUGUAUGAAUAUCCACAAGCUAACUUGGGAUCCCUUGUAGAAGCUAAGCUGGAUCUUUAUCCGGCUGAACAUGUGGAGAGGCCAGGUGUAACUAAUCUCAUCAUGGGGAUAAGAAAUGUUGAGAUCCUUCAUCCAUCUCCCGCCUCAGUUGAUGUGAUCUACUCAUGCUGUAAAUAUGGGCUACUUCUACCGGUAUUCAAAAAUCUGGUUAAUUUAUCUUUUGGGAGUAAGGAUAAACGAGGUUGGAAAUUGCUGGCAACUAUGCUUAAGCAGUCUCCAAAGCUUGAAACUUUAAUCAUCCAGGAUCUGAAUGGUUACAGAGGCGAUGUCUCCAUGCCUCCGAACCAAGUGAAGGUGUUGCAUGUUCUGAAUUAUGGAGGAACUGAUGAAGAGUUUAAACAGUUGGAGAAAUGUUUUAUUGGGAAAAAAACGUAAUGCAGAAGCUGUGGUGGAUGAUGACAUAAGUUUGCAAACCAAAAGGAGAUAUAACGAUGCUUCAUGGAGUUUCACUUCCAGGAAAAUGCCAUUCCAGAGUGGCAUAAGACGUCUAGAUUCAUAUUACGCUAUGUAACUUUAAACUCAUAUAUUGUUUCUACUAGAUUUUUUUUUCAUUUUUUGUCACACUUUAUAGUACAAACCCACUUAUCAUGUGACUUCUUCGUCUAGACUCAAGAGCAUGAAAGUUAUCUCCUUCUUAUUUACAGGAUUCCCCUGUGGGUUGGGUUUGUUUCUGUUCUGUAAGAGUCAUUAGACUCGACUUCUUCUCCUUCGACAAUCUUAGUUUCUUACGUCAAUUUUCUCUUA
This is a messenger RNA of Camelina sativa (false flax), 2283 nucleotides long. Its product is annotated as F-box/LRR-repeat protein At1g06630. The record is from RefSeq and is a predicted model, not a curated record. NCBI's taxonomy places the organism in Eukaryota, Viridiplantae, Streptophyta, Magnoliopsida, Brassicales, Brassicaceae. Gene Ontology annotation, molecular function: protein binding.